GGCAUGUUUAUGUUGUGUGUUUGUAUGUGUUUAAUGGGUAGGACGCCUCGAGAGCAGAAAGGCCGGUAUAAAUUAAUGUCCUCAGCCGACAGACUUAUUGGGGCAUCUGCGGGCCUGCUCGGGGCGGCCUCCUCCGCUUUUCUUUUGGCCCCCUAAGCGCGCCUCAGCCCUCAGCGCAAGCCUGGCGCGCCCCGCGGCUAGGCCUCUGCGCCCCCCCGCCGUCUCUUAGCAACUGGCGGGGGCCGCUGAUUGGCUGGAGCCGCUCCCGCCGCCAUUUUCAAACCUCCGCCAUUAACCAUCCUCCGCCCGGCCUCGGCAGGCGAGUCUGGUCUCGCCGGGCAUGGAGAGCGACCCUCUGGCUGGGAAGCCCCCGCUGAGGAGGAAGGGGAGGCCGCAGCCGCCGCGGAGGAGGCGGCCCAGCGCCGCAGGGGACGCUCCUGAGAGGCAUAGUAUCGGCGGGGGAGUCGCUUCGCCCGCAGAGACCCGGCGCGGCGGGACGACGGAGCAGGCCUUAAGCGCUGAAGCCGCGGCCUCCUGUGGGCGGUACCCUCUGCGGCGAGGAAGCUCAUUCACUUUUCUAACUCCUGGACCACAUUGGGAUUUUACUCUGAAGAGGAAGCGGAGGGAAAAAGAUGACGACGUUGUCAGUCUUUGUAGCCUUGACCUUAAGGAGCCCAGCAAUAAGCGUGUCCGACCUCUGGCUCGGGUCACCUCCCUGGCAAACCUGAUUUCUCCUGUAAGAAAUGGUGCAGUGCGGCGAUUUGGGCAGACGAUUCAGUCCUUCUCCCUCCGGGGUGACAGCAAGUCUCCAGGUAGUGCCCAGAAGCCGUGCAGCCGCUCUGCAGCCCCAACACCUCCCAAAAGAAGAAACAGUGUGCUGUGGUCUGAGACUCUGGAUGUCAACAUGAAAGAGACGCUGAGCAUGAAGGAGAUCAAGCGCCAAGAGGCAAUAUAUGAAAUGUCCCGGGGUGAGCAGGAUUUGAUUGAAGACCUGAAGCUUGCCAGAAAGGCUUACCAUGACCCCAUGUUGAAGCUGUCCAUUAUGUCUGAAGAAGAACUCACUCACAUCUUUGGGGACUUGGAUUCCUAUAUCCCUUUGCAUGAAGACUUCCUGGCAAGACUGGGAGAAGCAACGAGACCAGAUGGAACAGUGGAGCAAAUCGGACCUAUUCUUGUGAAAUGGCUACCAGGGCUGAAUGCGUACAAGGCCUACUGCAGCAACCAGCUGGCAGCCAAAGCACUUCUGGAUCAGAAGAAACAAGACCGUAGAGUCGAGGACUUCCUCCAGCGUUGCCUGGAAUCUCCCUUCAGCCGCAAGCUAGACCUCUGGAGCUUUCUGGAUAUCCCUCGGAGUCGUCUGGUCAAGUACCCUCUGCUCUUGAAGGAAAUCCUUAGGCAUACGCCCAAUGAUCACCCUGAUGUUCAGAUUCUGGAAGAAGCAAUCUCUAUAAUCCAAGGGGUUCUCUCUGACAUCAACUUGAAGAAAGGGGAGUCUGAAUGUCAGUACUAUAUUGAUAAACUGGAGUACCUUGAUGAGAAACAGAGAGACCCAAGGAUCGAAGCAAGCAAAGUACUGCUUUGUCACGGGGAGCUGAAGAACAAGAAUGGUCAUAAACUCUAUGUCUUCCUGUUCCAAGAUAUUUUGGUUCUAACUCGGCCUGUCACACGUAAUGAGCGUCAUUCCUAUCAAGUGUACCGACAACCAAUCCCAGUUCAGGAUCUGGUGCUGGAGGACUUGCAGGAUGGGGAUGUGAAAAUGGGAGGGUCCUUCCGAGGUGCAUUUGGCAAUUCUGACAAAGCUAAAAACAUCUUCAGAGUCCGUUUCAGGGACCCAGCCCCGGGCCAAUCCCACACGCUCCAAGCCAACGACAUCUUCCACAAGCAGCAGUGGUUCAACUGCAUCCGUUCUGCCAUUGCGCCGUAUCAGCAGACUGUUACGCCUCCCGAGCUCAAGGAGCUGCCGGAGCUUAGCGAGGAGGUGGAAGAGAACAAUUCCUCUGUCUCCAGUGCCAAAAUCCAGAGGCGGCAGUCCACUCUGUCCAGCAAUAUUCACAUGGAGCUGGAGGAGAGUGCUUCAGAGCGCAGCUCUGUGAUGGACCUGAGUGAGGAGCCCAGGGCCACCAAGACCUCCAGGAUUCAUUCUGGGCUCAGAAGGACAAGGCUCAGUAGCAAGCGGAAAGAAACGCUGGUCUAAAAAGGAACCGGAGAUCUUCCUCCACUGUUUAUUUAUAAAUACAACUGUGUAUAUAUUUCCUGUAAUGUGAGAAUGGUGGGGGUUACUCCUUCUCCUUCAGAAGAACAUAAACAUUGUGGUUUUUUGGUUUUUUUUAAAACUUGUUUUAUGGCAGCUACUGGUUUUCAGCGAACUUUGUUGAACUGGAGUCUGAUCGGGGGCGGUGGGAAUCAAGGACUCUGUGACUGUGGACUUUUGGAGGCUCCCAAGUUCUUGAGAUUCUCCUAGGAGAGCAUUUUGCAGAAUGUUUCAGUAGUUACUGCAGAAUUUGGGACAAUUUGUUGCUCAAGUUUUUGAGUUGUGUUCCAAAGCAUUUAGAGCAGCUUCAUCUUAAACGGCUAUUUUUUCUCACCAAGUCAGCAUUGCAAGACAAUUCUUCCUUAGCUUGCAGUGAGGCCGUGUAACUCCGACUUGCACAGAAAUCCCCAGGCCACCUAAUCUGGAGCAGUCUGAUCAAAGUCAGUGGGAUUACUCCAGCACUUGCUCUAGGAGGAAGUGGUCUGAGGCCUGCAGCCCACACUUAAGAAAAUGGACUCCCAUGUUCAACAGGUUCCCAUUUUACUGACUGGAAUUCUGUACCUUUUUUUCCCCUCUUGGUUCAUUGUACAUUCCUUGUGUGACUUGAUAUUACCUGCCAUGUAUUUAAUCUUUUUUUAAAAUAUUAUUUUUAUUUGAAGAAGUUUGAGGAGAACUUGUUUUGUAUUUUGAUUUCAGUGGUUUCUCAACACUGAAUUGACUUAUUUCUUUGAAGUAUUUGGGGGUGUGUGCAUGUAUAUUUAAAAGCCAAUUCAAAACUUUAACAGGUGAAAGAAAGCCAUAACGUCUUGAGCCAUUGGGGAAAUUAGAUGAGUUUCUAGCUCCCAACUGAUCCAGGUGCCUGUACCUUUAAAAUAGCAGUACUUCAGGGAGGAGGAGUCAAGUAAUCAGAUUCUUCUCCCUCUUUUAAAAGGUACAGAAGAACCCAAAUGGUCAGCGAAUGGCAAUCUUAAUAUAGUGGAAGAUUUUCCAUUUUUGGAAAAAAGACUGUUUUUGAUGUAGCAUUUGGGGCUGACCACAACAGGCUUGUGUGCUCUGAACUACUGAGUGGGAAUUGCAGUGAAUGCAGAAGGCCUUGGGAAUGUUGUAGAAGGCUUAGGCAAAGGAAGAAUUCUACUGUGGUGAGUGCAAAGGGACGAGGCUGUCUUUGAGGGCAUCAAAUGAUGCAUGCCAUGGGAAGCAAAAGAAGGCACAGUGUAUGUUGUGAGGAGGUUUGACAGGAGGCAGUAGUGGUUGCGUUAGUGAGAAGGUUGGAAACCGAGUAAGCUGAUUUACCAGAGACUUUUUUUGGUGGGGGGGCAUAUCUCCAGUGAGGAGGGAAGCUUAUUUUGUUGUAAUGCAAAACAAAACAGCAGAAAGCAGUAGUGAACUGGUUUUGUGGCAUACCUGAAGCACUACCAAAAACUGGCAGAAGAGAGGGAGAGAAGUAUAGCAAAUGAAUUGACUUGGGUAAAAAAAAAAUUGAUGCAGAAGAACAUCUGGCCAGAAGUGAUGACAGGGAUGAAGUUCUGGAAGCGAAUGUAAAUAGUCAACAACCAAAGCUAAGUGGUUCUCUGUAAAUGUUUCUUUGUACAGUGUCACAAAGAGUACAAUUAAAACUUACUGCAUCUCU
Molecule: messenger RNA, 3881 nt
Organism: Hemicordylus capensis (graceful crag lizard)
Lineage: Eukaryota; Metazoa; Chordata; Lepidosauria; Squamata; Cordylidae
Gene: NET1
Product: neuroepithelial cell transforming 1
Exons: 12
Coding region: 341-2194 (617 amino acids)
Biological process (GO): positive regulation of Rho protein signal transduction; intracellular signal transduction
Molecular function (GO): guanyl-nucleotide exchange factor activity
Source: RefSeq, a predicted model, not a curated record